This is a messenger RNA of Ogataea philodendri, 1191 nucleotides long. RefSeq lists its product as uncharacterized. The record is from RefSeq and is a predicted model, not a curated record. NCBI's taxonomy places the organism in Eukaryota, Fungi, Ascomycota, Pichiomycetes, Pichiales, Pichiaceae. The coding region runs from base 1 to 1191 and encodes 396 amino acids. Gene Ontology annotation, cellular component: membrane; cytoplasm. The transcript has a single exon.
AUGAUUAUCCGUCGAGAAGAGAUAGUGGACCAGGGCGAGGACCUGACACAGAUCCCGUUCUCGGAGCUAAUGCUUCCACUGCCAUACAAGUGCAUGUUCCUGAUAACUUUGGGCGUGUGGUUCUGGUACGUCAACUUGCGUACCUGCUACGCUUACAAGAUCGACACAUUGCAGGUUUUGAAAUUGGCCGGCGUGGAGCACGCCAAGCUCGUGCGCACCAGUCUGAACGUCUGCUAUAAGAUCACCUUGAUGAACAUGAUCAAUUACACUGUGUACCUGGCGUUUGUGAGCAACAGCAUCUAUUUCAGCUGGAUGGAGUUCCUGCCGUUAGUUGCCAUAGUGCAAACGGUAGCGGUGCUGGUUUGGCCGUUUGGGCCCCAGUCCAUCGAGAGAAGACGUUUUGUCGAGACCGUCAAGCGGAUCAGCGUGGGAAACAUCGACAUUUCCCUCAGAAACAACGAUAUCCUGCUGGCAGACACCUUUACCUCGUACACCAAGGUUUUGAUCGAUUUCUUGGUGUAUUUCACUGCUCUGUUGCUUGGAUACGCCACGCUGCCGUCUCCAGACAUCAAACGGGAGCUCACGUCCGACCAUUUGAAAGUUUACAACCUGGACAUUGUUCUGUCGUCGUACCCGUCAUUAAUUCGUCUGAAACAGUGUUUGCAAGAAUACGAGCAGAGCAGAAGACGCAAUAGACAGCAUCUGUUGAACGCAAUCAAGUACUCGACUGCGUUCUUGCCGCUGCUGGCGAAUAUCCUGAUCCGGUCGCAAUUGGCCGGGCUGGGCGUGUGGUACGCUGCCGUGCUGAUCAACUCGUCGUACACGUUUUUCUGGGACAUCCAGAACGACUGGAACUUCCAGAUGUUUAUGCGGUUUCUGUCCAACAAAAGAGAGCUGCCACUGUUGCGGCACAAGCUCGUUUACACAUGGCAUUUCUACUACCUGGCCAUUCUGCUAGACUUCCAGCUGCGGUUCAUCUGGGUGUACCGGCUGAUUUUCCCCGAGCUGCUGUCGAGACUGGACCACUCGCUGCUGGUCACCACGCUCAGCUCGCUGUAUGUGACCGAGUCGGGCAAUUUUGUGCUGGAGGUCCUCGAGAUCUUCCGCAGAUGGGUCUGGGUGUUCCUCAAGGUGGAAACCGAGUUCCUGAAACUGGCUACCGAGCCGGAACUCGAGAUGCAAAACUUGUAA